AUGAAUGAAUCAAAAUAUCACUCAACUACCAACGGGUUGUCUUCAUUCACAGAGUCCUCGAAGACAACUUCAUCUUCUACCUCAGACCAUCCAUUUGCCCAAUUAAAACAAAGAAAACCACUAAAACAAAGUUCUGAUCUUUCACUGUCUAUUAACGAUGAAUUGGAUGAAAUAAUAUCAAAAACUUCAGAAUUAUCCAUAAACAAUCCUUCUAAAUGGUCAUCCUCAUCAUCAUUAUUUAUAAAUUAUUUGAAUCCAUUAUUUUUAACCAUAUUGUCUGCAAUUGUAAGGCUUUACGACAUAAACAAGUCUAAAGCCGUAACUUGGGACGAAGCCCAUUUUGGUAAAUUUGGAGCUUAUUAUUUAAACCAUGAGUUUUAUUUUGAUGUUCAUCCUCCUUUAGGAAAGUUAUUAAUUGGAUUAUCAGAAUACUUGUCCAAUUUUAAUGGUGAAUUUGCUUUUGAUAGUGGUGCAGUUUAUCCAGAAGAAUGUGACUUUGUCUUUAUGAGAGUCUUUAAUUGUAUAUUCAGUAUAUUAUGCACCCCAUUAUCUUACUACUUAGGUAUAAACCUUGGAUUUAGUCAAUGGACAACUUGGUUUUUAACAUUACUGGUAACAUUUGAAAUGAUCUCCUUAACUUUAUCAAAGUUUAUUUUAUUGGAUUCAAUUUUAAUAUUCUUCACUGUUUUAAGUUAUUUCUGUCUCAUCAAAUUACAUAACUUGAUAAUUCAAAAUAAUUCAUUAUCAUUGAAAGGAUUCAUAUGGUUAAUAGUAACAGGAUUUUCGAUUGGAUGUGUUUGUUCAGUUAAAUGGGUUGGUUUAUUUGUUACUGUGCUUGUUGGACUUUACAUAAUUUAUGAUUUAUUAAUCAAAUCUUAUCAAUUAACAUCAAAAUCAACAUCUGGAGCUCCUAAGAUUUCUAUAAUGACAUACAUUUUGCAUUGGAUUUCAAGGAUUAUUACAUUAAUCCUUAUUCCAUUUUUCAUUUACUUAUUUUGCUUUAAAAUUCAUUUCACAGUGCUAAAUCGUUCAGGAACUGGUGAUGGAUCAAUUUCAACCUUAUUGCAAACUUCAUUAGAAGGUAAUUCAAUCAGGCUGGGUCCUAGAUCUAUUAGUUAUGGUUCUUUAAUAACUUUGAGAUCACAAGGAUUAUCACCUAAUUUAAUUCAUUCUCAUGAACAUAUUUAUCCAGAAGGAUCACAUCAACAACAAGUUACAACAUAUGGAUUCAAGGAUGAAAAUAAUGAUUUCUUGAUAGAUACUGAACAAGAAAUUAAUUCAAGCAACGAUGAUGAGCAAUAUAGAACUCUUGUUAAGGAUGGAGAUGUUAUUAGGUUAACUCACGAAGUAACUGGUUGUUUAAUUAGGACCCAUACCUUUCAUGCACCAGUUUCCAAUAAUCAUUUUGAAGUAUCAUGUUUUGGAGACGUUGAAAAUGAAAAUGAAUUCAAAGACGAAUGGAUAAUUGAAAUACAAAAUCAUGAAGUUUCUCCAUCGCCAAGUUUCCAGAAUGAAAAUGCUGAUGAAAUUCAUCCUAUUUCAACCAAUUUCAGAUUGAAAAAUAAGCAACUUGGAUGUUAUUUAGCUACUACAGGAUACUCCUAUCCCUCUUGGGGAUUUCAACAAGGUGAAGUGGUCUGUAAAUAUACAUUUUUAUCAAAAGAUAAGAGUACUUGGUGGAAUAUUGAAGAUCAUGUCAACAAUAAGUUAGAAAUGCCAGCUGAAGCAUAUGUACCUCCAAAACCAAAGUUUUGGAAAGAAUUUAUUUUAUUAAAUUAUGGUAUGAUGGCAUCUAAUAAUGCUUUAGUUCCUGAUCCGGAUAAGUUUGAUAGAUUAAGUUCUGAAUGGUGGGAAUGGCCAAUCUUGCAUACGGGUUUAAGAAUGUGUUCUUGGUUAACUGAUGAUGUGAAAUUCUUUUUAAUCGGUAAUCCAUUUAUAACCUGGUUUUCAACAUUAUCUUUGGGUUUGUUUUUAAUUUAUGCAUUGGUUAAAGCCUUUAGAUAUCAAAGACAAUUGGAUAAUUUUGAUUUAUUCGAUUCAAAUUGGAACUUAUUUUUGAUUCAAGGUAUUGUACCAUUCAUUGGUUGGUUUUUCCAUUAUUUUCCAUUUAUUGUAAUGGGAAGGGUCAAAUACUUGCAUCAUUAUUUACCAGCACAAUAUUUUGCUAUCUUAAUAAGUUCCUUUAUAAUGGAGUCUUUAAUUCAAAAGAAAAUCAAAUAUAAAUAUUUGAGAUACUUUGUUUAUGCUUCAAGCUAUAUUUUAAUUAUUGGUUCGUUCUGGUAUUUAAAAGAUUUAGCCUUUGGUAUGGAAGGUCCUUCAAAUCAAUUUAGCCACUUAAAGUUAUUACCAACUUGGUACAUUUAGAGUAACUGUGUAUAGAAUAAUAUGACGCGCUAAAAAAUUGUUGCAAAG
Molecule: messenger RNA, 2412 nt
Organism: Scheffersomyces coipomensis
Lineage: Eukaryota; Fungi; Ascomycota; Pichiomycetes; Serinales; Debaryomycetaceae
Gene: PMT6
Product: dolichyl-phosphate-mannose-protein mannosyltransferase
Exons: 2
Coding region: 1-2364 (787 amino acids)
Biological process (GO): protein O-linked glycosylation via mannose
Cellular component (GO): endoplasmic reticulum; membrane
Molecular function (GO): dolichyl-phosphate-mannose-protein mannosyltransferase activity
Source: RefSeq, a predicted model, not a curated record